CGAGAGGGGGAUUAAGCUAACCCGUCCUUCCCCCUGGAUCAAAUUUCUGUCCGGAGCUCAUCGAAGGCGUUGGUGGUGUCUCUCGCGUGCCUCUGCCCAGAUCAAGCUCUGUGUUCUUCUUCUUGAAUCUGAUCGCAUCAUAGCUCGUCUCCAACAACCAUAUUCACUAGAUUGCAUUCCAGUGGAGGCAGAGUAUCAGCAAUGGAAGUUGGAGGUAGCAGUAACGAUAAUAGGGGUGGUGACUCUAGGCGUACAUGGACUCAACGAGAGGAAGAAGCUUUACUGAUUAUCUUAGAUGAAGUUGUAGCUAGUGGGCAACGUUGUGAUACAGGGUCAUUUAAGCCUGGCACACUUACUAUGAUUGAGAGGCGAUUAUCUGAUCUGUGUCCUAAUUCGAGACUACGAGCCAAUCCACAUAUUGAGUCGAAGAUGAGAAAGUGGAAGAAGCAAUAUGGUAUAAUAUAUGACAUGUUGAACAAAAGUGGAUUUGGAUGGAAUGACUCUCUUAAAUGCGUGGAGGUUGACAGUGAAGAAGUUUGGCAAGCAUAUGUGCAGAGUGCCCCAAGUGCAAAAGGUUGGAGAGGAAAAUCUUUUCCUAUUUAUGAGAAGCUUGCUAAUAUUUUUGGGAAGGAUCGGGCAACCGGACAUGGAGCACAAACUCCAAUUGAUAUGAUCAAUGAAAUAAAUCUAGACACUGCAGAUGAACCAAUUGAUAAUGUCGAUUCUCCAAUGUCUGUGAAUCGAGGAGGUAGUGAACCAUCUACACAAGUCCAAGCAAGAGGUAAACGAAAAUCUAGAUCGAAGGACGAUGACAUUGUAGCCGGGUUAGGCAAUGCAGCACAGAAAUUAUUUGAUAAAUUGGCUGCAAAGUUAGAAAAAUCCGAGGCUUAUUAUCCACAAUAUUUAGCUAUGGAGCUUGACAGGUUAGGAUUUGAGGCCAGUGAUAACCUCAAAAUCUCUAAGGCAAUGAGAUCGGAUCCAUCGAAUAUAGAGGUUUUUAAGGUUAUUAAAAUGGAUGCGGGGAAGAUUGCAUAUGCUCGUGACUUUUUGGAUAACUAA
Ziziphus jujuba (common jujube) is the source of this 1059-nucleotide messenger RNA. RefSeq lists its product as uncharacterized. NCBI's taxonomy places the organism in Eukaryota, Viridiplantae, Streptophyta, Magnoliopsida, Rosales, Rhamnaceae. The transcript has 4 exons. The record is from RefSeq and is a predicted model, not a curated record. The coding region runs from base 202 to 1059 and encodes 285 amino acids.